Molecule: messenger RNA, 4266 nt
Organism: Felis catus (domestic cat)
Lineage: Eukaryota; Metazoa; Chordata; Mammalia; Carnivora; Felidae
Gene: GID4
Product: GID complex subunit 4 homolog
Exons: 6
Coding region: 216-869 (217 amino acids)
Biological process (GO): protein targeting to vacuole; negative regulation of gluconeogenesis; proteasome-mediated ubiquitin-dependent protein catabolic process
Cellular component (GO): GID complex; extrinsic component of membrane
Source: RefSeq, a predicted model, not a curated record
CAGCUCAGGACAGGGAGGCCCUGCUCGCAGGUCCCGGGGUCCCGGUGGCAGCCGGAGCGCUUGGUCCGCAGGCAGCGGGCGGGUGGUCCCCCCUCCGCCCCCACCCUGCGCGUGCGCGCCCCGGCCCCUCCCUCCCUGCCACCCCCCUCGGCUCCCGCGCGGCGGCGGCGGUUCCUCUCCCCCUCCCCCCAACCCUGGCUCCGGGGGACCCCGCGAUGCCGGUCCGCACCGAGUGUCCCCCGCCGGCCGGUGCCUCGGCCGCCUCCGCGGCCUCGCUCAUCCCGCCGCCGCCCAUCAACACCCAGCAGCCCGGCGUGGCCACCAGCCUGCUCUACAGCGGCUCCAAGUUCCGCGGCCACCAGAAGAGCAAGGGGAACUCGUACGACGUAGAGGUGGUGCUGCAGCAUGUGGACACGGGGAACUCUUACCUUUGUGGGUACCUGAAGAUUAAAGGCCUUACUGAGGAGUAUCCAACUCUCACGACCUUCUUCGAAGGAGAAAUAAUCAGCAAAAAACACCCUUUCUUAACGCGGAAGUGGGACGCAGAUGAAGACGUUGAUCGGAAACACUGGGGCAAGUUCCUGGCUUUUUAUCAGUAUGCAAAAUCAUUUAAUUCAGAUGACUUUGAUUACGAAGAGCUGAAGAAUGGAGAUUAUGUCUUCAUGAGGUGGAAGGAACAGUUCCUGGUCCCAGACCACACGAUCAAAGACAUCAGCGGUGCUUCCUUUGCUGGGUUCUAUUACAUCUGCUUCCAGAAGUCGGCAGCCUCCAUAGAGGGCUACUAUUACCAUAGGAGUUCAGAAUGGUAUCAGUCACUCAAUCUAACUCACGUUCCCGAACACAGCGCACCCAUCUACGAGUUCCGGUGACAGCGGUUCAGAGCAGGAACCAAAUAAAACUGAACUUGGCAAAAAAAGAACUCUGCCAAGAAAAUCGUGUACCUGCCAGAACCAGGAGAACGUGUGUUCCUGUUUCUUCACGAGCAGACUCGCAUCAGAAAGCAUGAAUGUUAACCCACAGAAUCCAAGGAGCAUGGCCAACCAACGGCAGGUGGAGGGAGUGUUCUCUGUGCUUCCUCCCUCUCUGUGGCAGUUUGGUCUUAAUCUGUUGUAAGCUACCUUAAAUGCACUUUUCCUUCCUGCACAGCUAACUUCUGUAUCACUGAAAGGCCCAUUCCUUCCUCCGUCCCCACCUCCAGCCGAGCAGAAGGUCAGCCCCCCAGUCACCCUCAGCCUUGGUGCUCAGUGGUCUCGGCCCAGGCCCCAGCCCUGCGCCCCCCACCCCCAGUUGCUCAGUCCGGUAGCUCAAGAGAAGGCAGAGCCCCAGCACACGUGUGCCGCCCCUCCCCCCCCCGCCCCCCCCCCCCCCAGAGCUCUGCGCAGGGAAUCGGUGACCAGCAGCACCCGCCAGUGAAACGUGAGGCGGAGGCCGAUUGCUUAACGGGGUCCGCUGGCACUGCCCAGCCCUGCAGCGGUCACGCUAAGCUAGUCAGUGGCUGCCAGGUUCUCUGGGCCUGCCAUCGGGGAUCACUAAAUUUCAGGCUUCCAGAUCCCUGGCAGGAACGGAUUCCAGUCCUGCUUUCUCAGCACGUUUGCUCCAAACUUUUGAACUUGAGGGCAAUACUAAACUUAAAAAAAAAAAAAGAAAAAAGAAAAAAAAAAGAGUUUUUUUAUUACAAAAUUAUUUUUAUGGUCCCUUUAACAAGGACCCUAUGGCAAAUGCACAAUUAUUCAGAAUUACAUUUUUAUCGUUUUCACAUUGAAAACAGCAAAUGUUGACUUAGUAAUUUUUAUACCUAUAUCUAUAUGUAAAUGUAUAUUUAAUCAACCAGCAGUUUAAAACUAGUCAUCCUGGUACAAAAGUUUUGCAGCAUUGCAUAAAUUCUAGUGCUAAACUUGAGAGCUGUUUUUUGGGGCCAGUUUAGCAUUUGUACCUCCUCCUUUUGCUACUCAGAACAGCAGUGCUUCGUGGCGACCUUUUCCGUCAAGCAGAAGGGGCCGUCAUUCUCCUAAAACAGCAACUCUAAAAUGUUGGGGUGGGGGAGGGGCGGGAACACGAACACGCUCGAAGAACUCAAGGCUCACGUGCCAAAGUGUGUGUGGGGGUGUGGGGUUGGGGUGGGGUGUGGUUUUGGGUGGCGGGGGGGGGCAGUUGUUUUUUUGUUUUUUGUUUUUGUUUUUUAAUGUUUAAAAAGCUUAAUAGGUUGGCAUCAGUCGUAGACCGCAGAGACAGGCCGGGCUUUGGGGGGCAUCGCGUUUGCUGGCGGUUUACAAGACUCACUCAGAACACAAGACAGAAAGCUACAGCCCACGGGAGCACAACCAGCUGCAAGCUGCAGAUCCACGGGCGGUGUAAGGAAACACAAGGCCCUUCGGUCUAGACGAGCGGUGUAGGGAAACGCUUUAUUCUUAACAAGUGACUUUCCUUUUGACGACACAUGUACUGUAUGUUACUGAGACUGAAUGUCGGGGAAACCUUAGAGGAGAAGUACUUGGGAUUCUAGUCAGUGGGCAUCGGGACACCCAGGAUGCGUAGUCCUAAGGAGGGGAGACCAACCCAUCUGGGGAGGCCAGGGUUUUGGAGCCCCAAAACGUUGCCCCGGCGACUGCAGUGGAAAAAUGAUUCACGUCCGUUCCCAGAGAUGAGUCAAAUGUUUUCUUGAUUCUGAAACUCCAGAAGGCAUCGGGACGGCUGGCUCUGGUCACACCAGCUGAUGGCAGAGUACCGAGGAGACCGCACUCGCGUGGCCUCAGUUUAGCUGGCAGGCGUCGCUUGACAGUAAAAGGAGACUGUGGGGCCGUGCUGGCUUUCCCUGGCCACACGGGCCGGCCAUUUCACCCCAGAUCCCCUCUCACGGCAGGCUCCUAAAUCUUGCCUGAGUUUUGCAAGCUCCUUGAAGGAUCUAGGCCCCGCUCAGAACCCAACGAGGGGUGAGCUCAUCGGGGCCCUGUAUGUGUGGCUCAGAGGUCAGCCGGGCAGUCAGCGGGCAGGGAAGGCCGUUUGGAAACGCUGCUAUUGUUCAGCUAGCCAAACGGGCCAGGUCCUGUUGGAGGAUUUCUUCCUCCCUCCCUCUCUUAGCUAGGUAAUGAAGUUGUACUGGGGAAAAUCAAGUGAUACCUUUGCUGGAUCUUUCGGGCACAUCCGAGGUGAAGGUUUGCUUGCGUAAAAAUCUGCCCAUUGAGGACAGGGAAGGGAUUACCUGCCCACCUCCUCUUAGUAAUUCCCAAAGAAUCCACGUCAACUCCUUCUCUUUCUCUCGGUUCCCCAAGGAAUGUUGGGGAUCACCCCCCUCUGUGGUUAUUCUUUCCUGAACCUCCUCCGUGGUUUACGUGCCUCUGGUACUCUGUGCAAUAGUUUUGGCUGACGCUUGCGUUCAUCAUUAAGAAAUCAGUGCAUGGGGCGCCUGGGUGGCGCAGUCGGUUAAGCGUCCGACUUCAGCCAGGUCACGAUCUCGCGGUCCGUGAGUUCGAGCCCCGCGUCGGGCUCUGGGCUGCUGGCUCAGAGCCUGGAGCCUGUUUCCGAUUCUGUGUCUCCCUCUCUCUCUGCCCCUCCCCCGUUCAUGCUCUGUCUCUCUCUGUCCCAAAAAUAAAUAAACGUUGAAAAAAAAAGAAAUCAGCGCAGGAUGCAGGUUUUCUACCGUCUUCCUCCACCCCAAACAAACCUGCCAUGGGGUAGGAUCCUAGGGAUUUGGCUGUUCUUUCCACUGCUCAGAAAGCUUCCAUUCUGUACCCCCAGCCUCGUCUCUCCUCUGUGCUGGAAUUAUCCCUCCCCACCCACCCAUCCUCUCAAACUUUACAGCAUUUCAGCUGCAGCCCCAAAGUAACUAAGCAAGCCUUCACAUGAAGUAGAAAGUCCCAUCUGUGUGCUGGUUCUGUUGAUAACGUGGAAAUCACAAACUCCAGGGGAGCAAAGGGGCUUUUCAACGUCUUUUGCUUUCAGAAACAGGGAAUUGAUAUUCUAAGGCCUUGAAUUGAUUUUUUUUUCCUCAUAAAAUAGUCUGAUAAGCUAAUUUUUAAAAAGAAAUGCCAUUAAGUAUGUUGCAUUGUGGUUUAAAAUUACUAACAAGUUCUGGGAAAGAAAAAUAUUUGAUUUUGAAUCUUACAUGUUUUUAAAAAUUAGAUUUGAAUGGGCACAAAGUAUGAGUAUUUUGUUUCUUUAGGGAGGACAUGUGGAAAGGGUUUGAGGGUCUGGGAUGGGAGAAGUAUUUUGCAGAGCUAUCAAUGUCCAAAUAAUUUUUAAAAAAUAAUAAAGGUAUUUAAGCAGUGA